AUGGUCAUAUCGGUCUCAGGAUGUGAUGUUCCUCUUCCCUCUGUCCAGUUUAUUCAUUGUAUUUCUCUCCUCCAGAAGGGGCUGAGCCGUGCUCCUACCUCCCCCACCAUCACCAUGUCUUACCAGAAGGAGCUGGAGAAGUACCGGGACAUAGACGAGGAUGAGAUCCUACGAGGGAUGUCCGCGGAGGACCUGGCCCAGCUGGACCUAGAGCUGCAGGAGAUGGACCCCGAGAACAUCAUGCUCCCGGCAGGAAUGCGUCAGAGAGACCAAACGAAGAAGUCCCCCACCGGACCGCUGGAUCGAGACGCCCUCUUGCAGCACCUGGAGCAGGAGGCCAUCAACGCCAAGGAGAGGGAAGAUCUCGUGCCGUUUACAGGAGAAAAGAAAGGAAAGCCGUUCAUCCCCAAAAACCCGAAACGUGAGAUCCCUAAAGAGGAGCAGAUCACACUGGAGCCGGAGCUGGAGGAAGCCCUGGCCAACGCAACCGACGCCGAGAUGUGCGAUAUCGCAGCCAUCUUGGGGAUGUACACAUUGAUGAGUAAUAAGCAAUACUAUGACGCCAUUACUUCUGGAAUCAUCACCAAUACGGAGGGCAUCAACAGUGUGGUAAAGCCAGACCAAUACAAGCCUGUCCCUGAUGAGCCACCCAACCCAACCAAUGUGGAGGAAACUCUGCAGAAGAUCAAGAGCAACGCCUCUGACUUGGAGGAAGUCAAUCUGAAUAACAUCAAGGACAUUCCCAUCCCAACACUAAAGGAUAUCUGUGAGUCUAUGAAAGGCAACACUCAUGUCAAGAGGCUGAGUUUAGUGGCCACCCGUAGUAACGACCCCGUGGCUUACGCUGUAGCUGAAAUGUUGAAGGGAAAUAAGACUUUGGAGAGUCUGAAUAUCGAGUCAAAUUUUAUCUCCAGUGCGGGGAUGCUGGCCGUCAUUCUGGCCAUGAAACACAACUCUACGUUGACUGAACUGAAGGUGGAUAAUCAGCAUCAGAACCUCGGAGACACGGUAGAGAUGGAGAUGGCCUCUAUGAUUGAAAAACUGUCCUUCUAUUAUUCGAUUUGGGUACCAUUUUACAAGGCAGGGACCAAGGGCACGGGUAUCAUCGGCAAUCACCAGAAACCUGGAGCUCCGUAA
Molecule: messenger RNA, 1137 nt
Organism: Staurois parvus
Lineage: Eukaryota; Metazoa; Chordata; Amphibia; Anura; Ranidae
Source: the annotation of a GenBank genome assembly